Molecule: messenger RNA, 4039 nt
Organism: Pteropus alecto (black flying fox)
Lineage: Eukaryota; Metazoa; Chordata; Mammalia; Chiroptera; Pteropodidae
Gene: HDAC7
Product: histone deacetylase 7
Exons: 25
Coding region: 99-2948 (949 amino acids)
Biological process (GO): chromatin organization; negative regulation of transcription by RNA polymerase II
Cellular component (GO): histone deacetylase complex
Molecular function (GO): histone deacetylase activity
Source: RefSeq, a predicted model, not a curated record
AUGGGACCCAGGUGAGCCCGGGUGCCCACUGUCCCAGUCCCCCUGGCACAGGCUGCCCCAGGCCCCGGGCAGACACGCCAGGCCCUCAGCCCCAGCCCAUGGACCUGCGGGUGGGCCAGCGGCCCCCGGUGGAACCCCCACCGGAGCCAGCGCUGCUGGCCCUGCAGCACCCCCAGCACCUGCACCACCGCCUCUUCCUGGCAGGCCUGCAGCAGCAGCGCUCGGUGGAGCCCAUGAGGCUCUCAAUGGACACGCCGAUGCCUGAGUUGCCGGUGGGGCAGCAGGAGCAAGAGCUGCGGCAGCUUCUCAAUAAGGACAAGAGCAAGCGAAGUGCCGUGGCCAGCAGUGUGGUCAAGCAGAAACUGGCGGAGGUGAUUCUAAAGAAACAGCAGGCAGCUUUAGAGAGAACAGUCCAUCCCAGUAGCCCCAGCAUUCCCUACAGAACUCUCGAGGCCUUGGAGACGGAAGGAGCUGCCCGCUCCAUGCUCAGCAGCUUUCUGCCUCCUGUUCCCAGCCUGCCCAGUGACCCCCCAGAACACUUCCCUCUACGUAAGACAGUCUCUGAGCCCAACCUGAAGCUGCGCUACAAGCCCAAGAAGUCCCUGGAGCAGAGGAAGAAUCCACUACUCAGAAAGGAGAGCGCCCCUCCCAGUCUCCGGCGGCGGCCUGCAGAGACCCUCGGAGACUCCUCCCCCAGUAGUAGCAGCACACCUGCAUCAGGGUGCAGCUCCCCCAACGACAGUGAGCACGGCCCCUACCCCGUCCUGGGCUCAAAGGCGCUCUUGGGCCAGCGGCUGCGGCGGCAGGAGACUUCUCUGGCCCCGUUCGCCUUGCCGACAGUGUCCUUGCUGCCCGCAAUCACACUGGGGCUGCCUGCCCCUGCCAGGGCUGAUGGUGACCGCAGGACACAUCCAACAAUGGGCCCUCGGGGGCCAGUCCUGGGAAGCCCCCAUGCACCCCUAUUUCCUCCCCAUGGCCUGGAGCCUGAAACUGGUGGCCCCAUGCCCUCUCGCCUACAGCCCAUUUUCCUGGAUCCUUCAGUUUCUCAUGCCCCACUGCAGACUGGGCCUGGGCUUGGGCCCCUGCUCUUCCACUUGGCCCAGUCCUUACUGACCACCGAGCGGCUCCCUGGGUCAGGCCUCCACUGGCCACUGAGCUGGACCCGCUCAGAGCCCCUGCCCCCAAGCACCACCGCCUCCCCACCGCUGGGUCCCCUGCAGCCCAGCAUAGGGCAGCUCAAACCUCAUGUCCAGCUGAUCAAGAGACCAGCCAAGCCAAGUGAGAAGCCCCGACUAUGGCAGAUACCCUCAGCUGAGGACUUGGAGACAGAUGGUGGAGGAGUGGGGCCACUGGGAGAUGACAGCCUGGAACACAGGGAGUUGAGCCAUGGGCAGCAUGAGGCCAGAGGCCCUAUUCCGCUCCAGCAGCACCAGCAGGUGUUUCUCUGGGAGCAGCAGCGACUGGCCGGGCGGCUCCCUCGGGUAGGCACUGGCGACUCUGUGCAUCUUCCGCUGGCUCAGGGUGGUCACCGGCCGCUGUCCAGGACUCAGUCAUCCCCAGCUGCCUCACUGUCAAUCCUGGAGCCCACCAGCCAGGCCCAUGUCCUGCCCAGCUCAGAAACCCCUUCCAGGACCCUACCCUUCACCACAGGGCUGGUCUAUGACUCGGUCAUGCUGAAGCACCAGUGCUCCUGUGGAGACAACAGCAGGCAUCCAGAGCACGCAGGCCGCAUCCAGAGCAUCUGGUCUCGCCUGCAGGAGCGGGGGCUCCGGAGCCAGUGUGAGUGUCUCCGGGGCCGGAAGGCCUCCCUGGAGGAGCUGCAGUCGGUGCACUCUGAGCGGCAUGUGCUCCUCUACGGCACCAACCCACUCAGCAACCUCAAACUGGACAAUGGGAAGCUGGCAGGGCUCAUGGCACAGCGGAUGUUUGUAUUGCUGUCCUGUGGUGAGGUUGGGGUGGAUACUGACACUAUCUGGAAUGAGAUGCACUCUUCCAAUGCAGCCCGCUGGGCUGCCGGCAGUGUCAUCGACCUGGCCUUCAAAGUGGCUUCCCGUGAGCUAAAGAAUGGUUUUGCUGUGGUUCGGCCCCCAGGACAUCAUGCAGACCAUUCCACAGCCAUGGGCUUCUGCUUCUUCAACUCAGUGGCCAUCGCCUGCCGGCAGCUACAACAACAGGGCAAGGCCAGCAGGAUCCUCAUUGUGGACUGGGAUGUUCACCAUGGCAAUGGAACCCAGCAGACCUUCUACCAGGACCCCAGUGUGCUCUACAUUUCCCUGCAUCGCCAUGACGAUGGCAACUUCUUUCCGGGCAGUGGGGCUGUGGAUGAGGUGGGAGCUGGCAGCGGUGAAGGCUUCAACGUCAAUGUGGCCUGGGCCGGUGGUCUGGACCCCCCAAUGGGGGACCCUGAGUACCUGGCUGCCUUUAGGAUAGUUGUGAUGCCCAUCGCCCGAGAGUUCUCUCCGGACCUGGUCCUGGUGUCAGCUGGGUUUGAUGCUGCCGAGGGUCACCCGGCCCCACUAGGUGGCUACCAUGUUUCUGCCAGAUGUUUUGGGUACAUGACACAGCAGCUGAUGAGCUUGGCAGGAGGUGCAGUGGUGCUGGCCUUGGAGGGCGGCCAUGACCUCACAGCCAUCUGUGACGCCUCUGAGGCCUGUGUGGCUGCUCUUCUGGGCAACAAGGUGGACCCCCUCUCAGAAGAAGGCUGGAAGCAGAAACCCAACCUCAACGCCAUCCGUUCUCUGGACUCUGUGAUCCGGGUGCACAGUAAAUAUUGGGCCUGCAUGCAACGCCUGGCCUCCUGUCCGGAGCCCUGGGUGCCCAGGGUGCCAGGGGCCGACGCAGAAGAAGUGGAGGCAGUGACCGCACUGGCAUCCCUCUCCGUGGGCAUCCUGGCUGAAGAGAGGCCCUCAGAGCAGCUGGUGGAGGAAGAAGAACCUAUGAAUCUCUAAGGCUUCAGAAUGAAUCUACUCGCCCAUCCUGCCCUUCGGACCUGGUUCUCUUCUCACGUUUGACAACAACACCUGUUCCCAGAGUCUUCAGAGAGCCUCUGGGCAGGUGGUUGGGGCCAGAGAAUAGCCCCUUGAUAGUCAACCCAAGGAGGCUGGGAAGGCCCCUGGAUCUAGGAUAGGGACCAAAGAGGACCCUGAGGGGGCAGGCUGGGAAGCUGGCCAGACCCCAGUAGGGCUCUCCCAAGAACAGUCUGCCCCUGUGGGGUCCAGGCCCCUGCUGGGCCCCCAAUUCCUCAGGACUGCACAGAGGAGGACUGGCUCAGUUGGGCCCAUCCAUAACCACUAUUCUUGGCUCUGUAGACCCUGGACUUUGCACACAGCCCCAGGCUCCACACAGAAAUGUGAACUUGGCCUUAGCCAGUGUGGCCCUUCCUAGGCUCCGAGGUCUGGAGCAGGGGAGUAGAUAGGAAGAGCCAAGGGGUCAUAUACCCGUAAGUACAGUGGGAGUUCCUCCUCUUGCUUGCUUACUCGGAUGACUCUGGAAGCUCCCCUCCCCGACCACCACCACCACUGGGGCAGUGAGACAAAGCUCCCUCAAGAGCAGUCAUCAGUAGGCCUUCCAUCGGGCCCCUGCCUUUGCCAGAGGCCACCCUAUGUCGACCAUCUCUGCUCUGGUGGAGCAGAUGGGUGCUCUUGGAGUUCUGUGCUUCCUGAUCUAAUGGUGCCAAACCUUCAUCUCCCCUGAGAAGCACAGUGUGACCCCCAGGUAUAUCUUGGUCACUGCCCCACUCCAGGAGCCUUCUUUUUCUGGGGUCUCCCCUACGCAAGUUCUGACUCCUGCUCCACAUAGGUCUAGCGUGGUUGAGGGAAAAGGCGGUGGGAGAGUGGAUGCAAGACAUGGGGGAGGGGAGACUGCCCUGGUUUUUGGGGUCCAGGCCUGGGGCCAAGAAGGAAAGUAUUUUGAGUGUGUGUGAAUGUGUGUGAGAGAGAGACAGUGAGUGUGUGUGUGUGUGCGCGCGUGUGUGUGUGUGUGUGUGUGUGUCUUCCCUAGGACCACCAUACCCUGUGUAUGUAUGCAUGUUUUUGUAAAA